Messenger RNA from Scomber japonicus (chub mackerel), 3347 nucleotides. It is a transcript of the gene crim1, whose product is annotated as cysteine rich transmembrane BMP regulator 1 (chordin-like). The record is from RefSeq and is a predicted model, not a curated record. The transcript has 15 exons. Gene Ontology annotation, molecular function: protein binding; serine-type endopeptidase inhibitor activity. NCBI's taxonomy places the organism in Eukaryota, Metazoa, Chordata, Actinopteri, Scombriformes, Scombridae. Gene Ontology annotation, cellular component: extracellular region. The coding region runs from base 1 to 2820 and encodes 939 amino acids.
AUGUCCAGCAAGUGCUCUGUUGUGUUGUUGAGUGUCCUUUUCCUGGUACGCGCGCUCUGGGCUCAUGAGUGCACGCCGUGUAAUCUCCGGACUUGUCCCGUCAAAGCGCCGCACGGUUGCGACAGUGGCCGGACAUUGGCCAGGGAUCCGUGCGGAUGCUGUGACCAGUGUACCCGUCUGGAGUGGGAGCCCUGCGGCGGCAAGGACUGGGCGCACGGCUACUGCGCGCUUGGUCUGACUUGCGCAUCGGUCAACCAAACAGGAGCUUCCAUUAUCCCUGAAAUUGGAGUAUGUAAAGUGCUGCCUGAUCAUCCAGAAGCUGGCCUGGAGGAUGAGCGAUGUCCCCUGAUGACAGGCUGUGACAAAGCAGGAGGUCAGUGUGUGUGCGAUGCCAGACACUCCUGCUUGGGCUCAUUCACCUACCCAGACCAAGAAACCUGCAUGAAGGCCAGCAAUUCAGAGGGUCGGCGGCAUGAGCACCGGGAAAGACACAGAGAAAAGUAUGUGGGGCCAUCCAACCCAGCCUGCAUGUUCUCUGGGUGUAACCUGACCACUGAGGGCUGUGUGUGUGAGUCUCAGAGCUGCCACCACCACUUCGCCUACAUCAACCGCAGCCAAUGCCAGGAAGCCGCAGAGGAGCUGAGGUGUGCCGGGGUGACAUGUCCAGAACUGCAGGUGCCCUCCUGCCCUAAGGGCUCAGUUCUGACCAAGAGUUACACCCCCCCUGCUGGUUGCUGCCCCUCCCUACCGCCGCAGUGCACUUGCGACCUCAGCGCCUGCCACAAGCCCCAGUGCCCCAGCGGACAGCGUGCCGUGCCACUCAGCCAAGCCAGCGGACAGCCAGGAGACUGCUGUGAUGUCUUUGAAUGCCAGAAAGUCUCUCCCAAGUGUGUCCACAAUGGGAAGGAGUUCUCAGAGGGGGAAGUGUACCGCAUGGACCCCUGCUGGCUGUGUCAGUGUCGGGGAGGAAUCUCCUUCUGCUCCAAGGCAGAGUGCGCUGAGCUGGACUGUGAAAACUUCUACAUUCCUGAGGGCGAGUGUUGCCCUGUCUGCAUAGACGUGGAGUUACUGUCGAUGGACAGCACUAAGGCCAGUUGCUGGGUGAAUAAUAAGCUGCGAGCCCAUGAGGAGCAGUGGAAAGAGGAUGACUGCACCUUCUGCCAGUGUGUGGAUGGGGAACCACACUGCACAGCCAUGGCCUGCAAACAGAGCUGCCAGAACCCUGUUAAGAUCCCAGGAGAAUGCUGUCCGUUCUGUGAAGAGCCUUCUUAUGAAACAGUUAGCCCCAUGCUGUGUCCUCCCCUGGAAAACUGCUCCCUGUCAGGGAAUGACUGCCCGUAUGGCUUCCAUCAAGACAAAAAUGGAUGUCUGCUCUGCCAGUGUCUCAACAAUGACUCCUGUCCUGACCUGGGAAAAUAUUGUUCCCUGCAAUGCCCAAUGGGAUACGAGAGGGAUGAUUUUGGCUGUGAGGUGUGCGAGUGCAGCAUCCCCAUGCCCAAGUGCCGACCUUUGACCUGCACUAAGACAUGCCCCUAUGGAUAUGUGAGGAACAAGCAUGGCUGUGAGAUGUGCCGCUGUGUCAAGUGUCCCCCCUUCACCUGCGACAAACACUGCAGUGACGGCUACCGACAGAACAGGAAAGGAUGCUCCAUCUGCAUGUGUAAAGAAAGUGGUCAUGUCCCAAGCACCACUGUCCCGGCCCCGAUGCCUAGCUAUUGCCUUACCUCCAACGGGCACCGAUACGAGGAAGGUGACAGCUGGCAUGAUGGCUGUCGUGACUGCUACUGCCACUCUGGACGAGAGAUGUGUGUGCUCAUAUCCUGUCCUGUACCCAGCUGCCCACAUCCAGUUGUGAAGCCUGACCAGUGUUGUCCUACGUGUGAGGAUGAGUCAGGUAGUGGUCAACCAGAGGGGAUGGACAUGGUGGUGUGCAGAGCCCCUGGGGGAGAAUUUUAUGUGGAGGGCGAAACCUGGAACCUGGACGAGUGCACACGCUGCACCUGCAGGAAGGGACGUGUCCUGUGCGACACUGAAGUUUGUCCACCGGCUCUCUGCCAGACACCUAUCAAGAACAAGGACACCUGUUGCCAUGUUUGCCCAGAGGAGACGCUGAGCCCCUUGCUGCCAGUGAACAACAGCCUGCAGGAGUACUGCAUAACCAGUGAUGGAGACGUGCUGCUGGCUGGAGACUCCUGGAAGGCCAAUGCGUGCACCAGCUGCACCUGCAACAACGGCACUAUUCAGUGUUUCUCACAGCGCUGUCCGGCUGCCAACUGCAGGGUGCCCGUCUUACGCAAGGGCCAGUGCUGCCCGCACUGUCUCGAAAUGACGACGUCGGUGCCAGUGACGGUGUCUACCAACGCCCCAAAGACAACGGCCACUACCACAGUGGAGAGUGCAAUGUGGAUCACCACUGUCACUGUACCACCUAUCAUUGCUGAAACAGACGAGCCAGGUUUGGGUGAGAACUACCCCAGCCAAACAGAGAUGGCCCUCAUCUACCAGUCAGCUGCCUGGAUCCUGGCAGGCCUCCUCCUGGCUAUCAUCAUCUUCCUCAUCGUGGCAUUACUCAUCAACAAGAAAAAGAAAUGGGUGCAGAUGUCCUGCUACAGCGCACCAAAGAAGACGGUGAUUAUGAAGAAACAUGUAAACAAGAACUCAGUGGUCUAUAUGGAGCCCUCCAAGGAGAACAAAUUUCAGAAUGUGAAGAACGACUGUGGGAUCAUCCACUUCUCUCCAGAAAUGAGCUCCCCCUGUGGGGACAAGAUGACCAUCCCCAGGGCCAAGUUGAGCAUGGGCAACGACUGGACGCCACGCUAAUAACACCCCUCAAACUCAGCCGAUCAGAGCUGUCCGACACCUCCCACUCUCUCUUACUGCUGUAUCCAUGGUGACUCGUGUAUCAUUACACACACCUUGGGCGCUGCCUCGUUCCCACCCUUCACUCUGUAUGACAGUAUAACUGAGGAUGCUCAACAAGAGACAAAACAAGCGACCUCUGUUCCUUUUAUUAUGUGUCCAUAUUCUUUUGUGUCUGGACCUUUACCAUGGCCACUGGGUGGAGUGAGAUGCUGGGAGGUGGAUGGACAGGUGGACAGAAAAAAAAUGGACAUAGCCACGCUCUGCAUUACCGCAGAGAUGGAGUCAGCCUCAUUGGCUCCUCUGUCAGAAUCAGACUUUUGACUGUGAACAUUGUAAUAUCAUUGCAUAUUAUUGCCUCCUUCGAAACUGGAACUUUGAGGCAAGAAGAAGAAAAUAAAAAGCUUUAGGACAGGGGUUUGGGCUGUAGUAUAAAGGGGUGUACAGGAUGCUCCCCCCCCCCAAAUGCAGCUGUGCUUCAUGGAUGU